AUGGCGAGUGCGAAGCAGCAGGAGCAUAUGCUGCUUACGGAGCAUUUUACUUGGCCGCCUAUUACGCUAAUCGACGACAUCAUCAACGCCGUAAACGAAGUCCUCUACCGCUGCACCGACUCCUUUGAAACCGGGCUCCUCAGCGCCGACCCCGCCCUCCUCGGCUUCGCAGACCGCUACGCAGCCGAGCAGCGUGCACCGGCCCGGGAUGGCGACGGCGGGGCCCUGUAUCCCGAGGCCAGGCUGGAGAUUGAGGAGGGCGUGUUGAAGCUCGAGACGUUGAUGGAGAAUGCGGUGGAUAAGAAUUUUGACAAGUUGGAGAUUUGGACGUUGAGGAAUGUGUUGUGUUUGCCGAGGGGGGAGGAGGAGUUGGCGUCGUGGGUGAGGUUGGGGGGGUAUGAGGACAACAACAGAACCUCGUACACCCACCCAAAGACCCAGGUCUCACUCCAGAAGCCCUCUACACCCUCCGCCGCAAACUCAUCGAGACGCAAAAACUAA
Molecule: messenger RNA, 501 nt
Organism: Plenodomus lingam JN3
Lineage: Eukaryota; Fungi; Ascomycota; Dothideomycetes; Pleosporales; Leptosphaeriaceae
Source: RefSeq, a predicted model, not a curated record